UGAAUUGCAGCUGUCAGACGCACGGUCCCACAUUCCUUGACCAGAACGCGAAGAAGCACGUUUUUCUGCUUCAGCUUCCAGCCCGUGCCAUCGUAUUGUGUCUUUGUGCCUCUCUGCCUACAUCUUUAUUUCGUGCGAAAAGUGUCUUUUCGGUUUAAUUGUUUCUUGUGUUAACUACAGUGCUAUCAACCACAUAUCCAAAAUGUUCUGGGGACUCAUCUUGAAGCCGGGCAAGAAGUACUCGAAGGUGGUGGAGCAGGACUUCCAUCUGACCCAUGCCGCGCUGGACAUGUCGGACAGUAGCGGGGACGUGCAGGUGAUGCUCACCUCCGAGAACAUCACCUACCUGCUGUGCACGCUGAACAAAGCGAUCCCACAGGUCCAGCUGAACCAGGAGUUUGCCACCGGCGACGAGAUCAGCUUUGCCACGAAGGGCACGGGAGUGGUGCACCUGACCGGCAACGUUCUGCCCGACGAGAUGGACAUGGAAGACAUGGGCGAUGAGGAGGAGGACGACGAGGAGCUGGAAGACGAGGAGGAGGAGGAAGUCCCGGCAGCAAAUGGUAACAGCAAGGCCCGUAAUGCCAAGGAGGUGGCCAAGGCCAAGGUGGCGAAGAAGAUUGCCGCCGGAGAGGUGUCGGAUGGCAGCGAUGCGGAGGACACUACCUUCUCCGAAUCCAUGCACGACGAUAGCGCCAUCGUCAAUGGUGCGGAGGACGACGACGACGAUGACGACGAGGAGGAAGAUGAUGACAGCGACGACGACGAAGACGUCGAGGGUGAGGAGGAGGAUGAUGAUGACGAUGAUGAGGAGGAGGACGACGACGACGACGAUGAGGAAGAUGAUGAGGAAGAUGAUGAGGAAGACGAGGAGGACGAAGAUGAGGAUGUCAAGCAGCCGAAAGCCAAGCAGGCCAAGCUGGCCAAUGAUGGCAAGGCCGCCGUGAACGGCAACGCAAAGGCCGCGAAGGAAGCCCCCAAGAAGCAGGAACAGCAGCAGCAGAAGGGUGGCAUGCGUACCCUCCAGGACGGGCUAACGGUGGAGGACCUGAAGGUUGGCAAUGGGCCGGAGGCGAAGCCGGGCAAGAAGAUUGCCGUGUACUACGAGGGUCGCCUGAAGUCCAACAACAAGGUGUUUGACAGCACCAGCAAGGGCCCGGGCCUGAAGUUCGCGCUCGGUCGCGGCGAAGUGAUCAAGGGCUGGGAUUUGGGCGUCGCCGGCAUGAAGGUGGGCGGCAAGCGGCGACUGGUCAUCCCGCACAAGCUGGCGUACGGUACGAAGGGCAGCCCGCCGGUCAUCCCGCCCUGCAGUACGCUCGUGUUUGAGGUCGAGCUGAAGAAGGUGUUCUAAGGGAGCUAGAGAGAGCACGCACGUUGCGGGUGUUUACAUUUAUAAGGGAACUUUAUAUUACAUUACUACUAAAAAUAAACACUUAUCCUUGAGUACAAUGUA
Messenger RNA from Anopheles merus, 1453 nucleotides. RefSeq names its product 46 kDa FK506-binding nuclear protein (gene Fkbp39). Gene Ontology annotation, molecular function: peptidyl-prolyl cis-trans isomerase activity; macrolide binding. The record is from RefSeq and is a predicted model, not a curated record. Gene Ontology annotation, cellular component: nucleolus; chromatin. Bases 203 to 1351 code for a protein of 382 amino acids. Lineage: Eukaryota; Metazoa; Arthropoda; Insecta; Diptera; Culicidae. The transcript is spliced from 2 exons.